Messenger RNA from Anopheles nili, 642 nucleotides. RefSeq lists its product as uncharacterized. NCBI's taxonomy places the organism in Eukaryota, Metazoa, Arthropoda, Insecta, Diptera, Culicidae. The transcript is spliced from 2 exons. Bases 1 to 642 code for a protein of 213 amino acids. The record is from RefSeq and is a predicted model, not a curated record.
AUGUACGCAAUUGCUCAGUUUCGUGUGAACGCCAUCAUUCCACUAAUGCUGGCAUUACAUCUCGCGAACACGUGCUCCAUCGGUUGCCCCAACUCGACUGUACCGCUGAACCGGACCAAACGGUUGAUAAGCUACCCGAUCAACGGAGGCCUUGCGAAGCUGCUGAUUGGGGUGUUGGUGCCGAUUCGCUUCCACCAUCCGUUACCACGCAGUCUUAAUUGUGCGUUCAACCUGCAGGCGAACUACAUCAUUCGACCGGACAUCAUCUUUCCCCGGCCCGAGUCCGUCUUCCAGAACCGGAAGCUCGAUGACUACACCGAUCCAACUAGUCGCCAGCAGCUGUAUGUCGUAUUGGAACAAGCGCUCAGGAUGGCGUUUUGGACGAAGGGCCGCAAGGUGGCCCGAGAGUGUCUGUUGCGAACAGUGUGCGAAGUGGCGGAUACACCCCUCAGUCAUAAUGGACUUGUUGGGGAGGUGUUGGAUGUGAUUUUCACCCCUCAAGAGUCAGAUGCACUUCCUCCGGAAUUUCUGCUUGCUCGAAGGUACGGUGCAAAUGGGCUCGAUUGUGCGCGAGUAUACUCUGCCUGUCCGUUGGGUCUGGGGUUGCUAGAUCAGAUGUCUGCGAAUGUUCCGAACUAUUAG